AUGAGUGAGUGAGUUUUGUCUUGAACUCGAAUGUGAUUAUUUUUUUCUCCUUAAACUGUUAUGGAUAUGAUCUAUACAGUUGACAGAUCAUGUCGAUAACAGAAGAAGCCAUAAAAAUCUAAAUCAAACUUCUUGUCGAUAAUAUAUCUGAUAACAGCUCAACACUAUUCACAAUGAACAAAAACGGACAGUAUGCGAUAACAUUUAGUAACAGCAUAUACUGUGAUAGUGACCACACACUGACCCGACUAAUAAAUAUUUAAAAAUAUACAUAUAAACCAACUAUGUGGCUUUAUAUAGUACUAGGGUUGAUCGCUCUUGCAUUAUAUGUGUUCAAAAGUUGCAAAUAUGAUUAUUGGGAGAAAAAGGGAAUACCCACAGCAUCGGGAAAUGAAUGGUUUUUUGGACACUUUAGGCCUCUUAUACUGGUGAAGAAACAUAUGAACGAAGUGAUUGACAAUAUAUAUAAAGAAUUUCCCAAUGCACCGUUGGUUGGCUACUACGUUAUGGGCGUCCCAGGGUUGAUGGUGAAAGAUUUGGAUAUGAUAAAAACGAUACUCGUCUCAGAAUUCUCCAGCUUUAAUUCCAAUGGAUUUGAGAUUGACAAGAAUGCCGAUCGUCUCGCCUCCGCGCAUCCGUUUGUUCUCAAAGGUGACGAAUGGAAAUCUGCCCGAGCUCAAGUGACCCCAUCUCUAAGUCUGGUCAAGCUGAAAGGCUAUUUGCCCAGCGUACUCAAAGUGGGUGACGAAAUGGUAAAAUACGUCAAGAAUAACUGCAUUGGAGCAACCGAAGUGGAUGUUCAAGAUCUAGCUAGGAUGUAUUGCACCGAUGUAAUAGGUAAUGCAAUUUAUGGAAUAGAAAAUAAUACGUUUGAGAAUGGGGACUCAUUAGUCUCCUAUAUAACAAGAGAAAUUCGUUUUGAAAGAGAUGUUUCGGAUAAUAUCUUACUCUUUUUUCAACGGUGUCCUGUUAUACGUUCAUUUUAUCCAGCAAGAUUUUCUUCUAAAAAAUUACAAGACGUGGUGGUGACCGUAACACGUAAGGUAAUCCAGGAACGGAUUGCGAGUGGUGAGAAGCGAAAUGAUCUCAUACAACUGCUUUUGACACAGAAAGAAAGCGAUACACAAGGAGUGUUUACAGAUGAGUAUAUGAGCGCACAGGUGUUUACGAUCAUUGGGGACUUAUACGACUCAGCGAGCAACUUUAUUACAAUAAUUUUGGCUGUACUUUCUAGACAUCCCGAAAUUCAGGAAAAACUACGUAGUGAGAUAAAGGAAGUAAAAUCAAGGAAUAAUGCCAUUUUCUCCGUAGAAGAUAUUGAAGGCGCAAAAUAUCUUGAGAUGGUUUUCAAUGAAACCUUCCGUCUCUUCAGCUUUUUUAUACCUCGACAAUGUAAUAAUGACUGCACUAUACCAGUGCCAAGGUCUAAGCCCAUUACGAUCACUAAGGGUACACAAAUUGCUAUACCAGCAUGCAGCAUUCAUAAAGACCCCAAAUACUACCCGGAUCCGGAGAAGUUUGACCCGGAGAGGUUCACUGAAGAAGAGGUGGCCAAAAGACCAAAGUUUACUUAUAUGCCGUUUGGAGAGGGACCUAAGAAGUGUAUAGGUAAUCGCAUAGUGACGUUGCAUAUAAAAGCGGCGAUUAUCAAGAUCCUCGACAAUUUCAAGCUAACACCUUCAUCAAAAACGAAAUACCCCUUCGAGAUUGAUCCGCGACAUAUAUUUACUAUUCGCCCUAAAGGUGAUGUUUGGGUGACCUUCGAGCCUAUACAGGAUAAAAGUAUAAGGUCACAAAAAUAUACACAGAGAUAUAUCCACAAAGAGCUACCUAAAUAUUAUGUUGUAUACAAAUGGGAGCCUGAUAGCACGGACUCAGUACGUACUGGGGCCUCAAACUACGCGGACUUGUUCAAUAUGUGGCUAUUUGUAGCUCUAGGGCUAGUUGCUUUCGCAUAUUAUGUGUUCAAAAGUGGCAAAUAUGACUACUGGGAGAAGAGAGGAGUGCCGACAGCAUCAGGAAGGAAAUGGUUCUUUGGACACUUCAAACCGAUUUUUCUGUUGAAGAAACAUUUGGUUGAAGUUAUUGACACCAUUUAUAAAGAAUUUCCUGAUGCACCAUUAGUUGGUUACUAUGUGAUGAAUGUUCCCACUUUGAUGGUCAGGGACUUGGAUAUCAUCAAAACGAUCCUUAUUUCGGAGUUUUCCAGCUUCAAUUCCAAUGGAAUGAAGUAUGACAAGAAAGCCGACCCGCUCGCCGCAGCGCACCCAUUUUUCCAAUCCGGAGAAGAAUGGAAAACUACCAGGGCCCAAGUAACGCCAUCACUGACUUUGGCCAAGCUAAGAGGCUUUAUUCCCAAUAUAUUCAAAGUGGCAGACGUUAUGGUCAAUCAUGUGAAGAGGAGCAAAUCAACAGAAAUUGAGACACGAGACUUAAGUAUGAGAUAUGGUACGGAUGUCAUAGGAAAUGCCAUAUACGGCAUAGAAAACAAUUCAUUUGAAAGUGAUGACUCACUUGUUUCGCAUUUAACAAGAGAACUCGAAUUUGAGAGCACAGUUAAAGAUAACAUUAAGCUCUUCUUUCAAAAUAUUCCAAUAAUAAGUUGGUUGUUUCCUCCAAGAUUAGCAUCACUAAAUCUCCAACACAUGAUGGUCGCGAUGACCCGCAAGAUAGUGAAACAGAGAUUAGAGACCGGUGAAAAACGGAACGAUGUGAUUCAACUGCUUUUAACGCAGAAGGAAAAUGAUACAAAAGGAGUUAUUACAGAUGAAUAUAUGAGCGCACAAGUAUUCGUAUUUAUAAUAGAUUUAUAUGAGACUGGAAGUAACGUUAUAGCACUGCUUUUAUACCUACUUUCGAUACACCUUGAAAUUCAAGAAAGACUCCGAUCUGAAAUCAAAGAUAUAAAAGCAAGAAACAAAGGAGAAUUCACCGCGGAAGAUAUUGAAGGCGCAAAAUAUCUUGAAAUGGUGUAUAAUGAAUUGUUCCGGCUGUUCAACUUUUUCCUCUCUCGCGAAUGUACCAGCGACUGUCUCGUACCUGUGCCUGGAUCUGAACCCUUUAAGAUCACCAAGGGUACAUCUGUCGUUAUACCAGUAGCCAGUAUCCAUAAGGACCCCAAAUACUACCCGGAUCCGGAAAAGUUUGACCCGGAGAGGUUUACUGAAGAAGAAGUGGCUAAGAGACCCAAGUUCACUUAUAUGCCGUUUGGAGAGGGACCUAAAAAGUGCAUAGGAGCUCGCAUGGUUACAUUACAUAUAAAGAUAGCGCUUAUCAAGAUCCUCGACAACUUCCAGUUGAAACCUUCACCGAAAACGAAGUAUCCAUUUGAGAUAGACCCACGUUUUAUGCUUACUCUGCGUCCUAAAGGUGGUUCUUGGGUUAAUUUUGAACCAAUUAAUUAGUAAUAGUUUUCGAUGGUGUAAAACUACAUGAUCGCGUUCGGGAAGAAAUAUUCGAAGCUAGCGACCCGCCUUUGCUUCGCACGGAUUAUAAAAACAUAUUAUAUUAUACACCUAAACUUUCCUCAAGUAUCACUCUAUUAAUUGGUGAAAACCGCAUGAAAAUUUGUUCAGUAGUUUUUGAGUUUAUCGCGAACAUACACACAGACAGACGAGGCGGGGGACUUUGUAAGGUGUAGUGAACUGUGGAAAAAUGUCAUAUAAGUUAGAGUAAGUAAGAGUUUACAAACUGUUGUCAGAAAAAAUAUAUAUUUUGUAAUUUAGCACAGCAGAAAUAUGAUUGCAUUGCAAAAUAAAAAUACAAAAAUAGUCCAUUUGUAUUUUAAUCAUAAGUUUUUUUUAUGUGGGAAUAUCUCAAAGCAAGUGUAACAUUCAUAGGAUUAAGCUGUAAAUAUAUUUCAAUAAUUAAAUCAUUACGAUGA
Molecule: messenger RNA, 3883 nt
Organism: Cydia pomonella (codling moth)
Lineage: Eukaryota; Metazoa; Arthropoda; Insecta; Lepidoptera; Tortricidae
Exons: 18
Coding region: 285-3404 (1039 amino acids)
Molecular function (GO): oxidoreductase activity, acting on paired donors, with incorporation or reduction of molecular oxygen; iron ion binding; monooxygenase activity
Source: RefSeq, a predicted model, not a curated record